CAUUAAAGCACGUGGACGUUUUGAAUAUUGUGUAUUUGUUUUCGUGUUGCCUCAGAGUAUGGGGAAAUCCAAGAAAGAAAACAAAGAUAGUAACGCUACUGAGUCAGUUACACUGAAGAAGGAGGUUUCAGUGUUACAGGGUGUGAGUAUUGUCGUCGGAGUCAUCAUUGGUUCUGGUAUAUUUGUUUCACCUGUUGGAGUUUUGAAACAUACUAAAUCUGUCGGAUUGUCAUUUAUUAUGUGGACCAUCACUGGACUAUUCAGUACAUUAGGCGCCAUCGUGUACGCUGAACUAGGUGUUACUAUUCCUCGAUCUGGUGGAGAAUAUGUUUACAUACUCCAGACGUUCGGACCUUUACUUGCCUUCCUAGCUUUUUGGAUUACAUUCGUCGUAAUUGGAUCUGCAAGUUGUGCGGCAAAUGCACUUAUUUUCGCUCAAUAUAUCCUUCGACCUGUUUAUACGGACUGUGUUACUCCUCCUAUCGCGAUACGCACCGUUGCAGUGCUAGGACUGCUUCUUCUUUGCUUUGUGCACUGUUUUAGUGUUAAACUGGCAACGAAAGUCGCUGUUGUCUUCACUGCUUGUAAGGUUAUAGCCUUACUUAUCAUAAUUGGUUUCGGCCUCUACUAUCUGGGAAUAGGUAAUGUUGAGAGUUUCAGGAAUCCUUUUGAAGAUAGCGAAAGAUCGCCCGGUGAACUUGCAUUGGGGUUUUACCAAGGGUUUUGGGCUUUUUCUGGUUGGAAUUAUCUCAACUUUUUGACUGGAGAGGUAAAAAAUCCAGGAAGGACACUACCGAUCGUAAUUAUACUUUCACUCACAACAGUAACGCUCAUCUACAUUUUGACCAACGUGGCCUAUCUUGCAGUCUUAUCACCAUUAGAAGUUCUUGCUUCAGAAGGUUCUACUGCAAUAGCUGUGAGCUUUGCAUCAAGAACUAUGGGGGUUGUGGGUUUGGUAAUGCCAGCUCUUGUGGGUGCUUCAGUCUUUGGCAGCAUAAAUGGUGAGGUAUUCUCUAUUUCCCGACUAGCAUUUACUGCUGGUGAAGAAGGGCAUAUGCCUGCGCUUCUUUCAAUGGUUAAUAUUGACCGUUUAACUCCAAUUCCAUCUAUAUUAAUUGUAGUAACUCUAUCUGUAAUUUUUCAACUGUUCGAUGACAUACUUUAUUUGAUCGAGUUAACGGGUUUUGCUUUCUCUGUAAUGUCUGCGAUGGCUGUUUGCAGCUUACUCUACAUUCGUCGUACAAAUCCUCAAAUGAAUACAUCGGGAUUUAAAUUACCUAUUUUUAUUCCUGUGUUGUACUUAAUUGUGGACAUUGCUAUUGGAAUUCUUGCAAUCUAUCAAAAGCCUACAGAUUGUGCAAUUAGUCUUGGAGUAAUGUUGCUAGGUGUUCCAGUUUACAUUUUUGGGGUGGUAUGGAAGAACAAACCAAGAUCAAUAAGAUCUUUAAUAUAUGGUGUGACAAUCACUUUACAAAAAGUAUUAAAAGUUGUUGAACAAGAAAAAGUCUCUGAUAUAUUAGAAUUAGAUGGUCAUUUAAAAUCUGUUGAUAAUCAACUGGAAAUAUCACAAUAAUAUAAUGAUGAUAAUAAUAAACAAUAAAAAAAGCUCCGCUUUAUUCUUAUUCCCAUUCAAAAGAAAACAAAGUACAUUUUUAUUAUGAUUCUAUCAUGAACAUUUUUAAAAAAAAAAUAUUAAAAUCUAUUCAAUGAAAUUUUAUUUAUUCAAUUAUUCUCGUUUCUUUUUUUUUUAAAAAAAAAACAAUAUUGCGCCUAAAAUUACACUUGAAUGAAUUCAAUCCAAAUAAUGUUUCUAUCAUUUGUAAGUUUAAUUCAACAUUUUGCUUAUUCUAUUUUUUUUUAUGCCUUAGUUGUUUGUUUGUUUGUUUGUUUUAAUUUUUCAUAGGAUUCAGUAUAAAAAUUGUGCUUAUUCAUUUCAUGUUGUAUUGUGAAGAAAUUUCUUUGUUUAUUGUUUUUUUUUGUAGAGACAUAUAUAUAUAUUCGCUUAUAUUCAAUUAGCUAACAUAUUCUUUGCCAAAUUUUUCUUUCAUUAUUUUAUCCUUAUGACUUCUUAUUUUUUAUUCCUAGAUGCGUUCGUUUUUCUUAUUCUUUAAGUGAUUCUCCUUACAUAAUCAGUAGAAUAAUCAUCUUUUUAUUAAAGAAAAACAUUUUGUAUAGCUUGAAUAGCUUUGAUAUAGAUCCUUUUUAAUUGAUUGUAAAUUCGUGUAUAUAUACAUAGUACACAAAAUUCUUGAUAAUGUUGAAUUAAUAAAAAUAUAUAUUUGGCUGUUUGUAAAGAUUGAUUCAAGUUUAUAAUUAACUGAUCAUGGAUAAGUAAAUAAUGUCUUGUUUGUCUGCCCCCCGAAUGCUCUGGUAUGGAUGAGGGUGGGGAGAGUUAUCUCACACUCUCGAAAUGCUCUAACAUAGCCAAGCGUAUACAACCACUGCUAGAGACGUCUUACUCACUGCCUUCUCGCGACGGGGGUGUUUACGAAAUUGAGAGGAUACAGAGCGAAUGUCUGACGCUUUAACAGGGUUGGUGGACACAGAGGAACCACCUAGCGGAGUUGGAAAACCAUGAUUCUAAACCAAUGUUUCACAUGGACUCCAAUAUCCUGAGGGAGAAAAUGGCGUAUAAACCCAUCGUUGGUCACCGACUACCAUAAGACUAGCUACCAUCCGAUCGCAUCUCUUGACGUUGCUCUACUGCCUUGUGGAUCAGACGUUUAAGUUGAAGGCUCCGGAUGUGGCCCCUCAAAGAAACCACCUUUUUCGGUCUGAGCUCUCGGGUAGUAUCACAGCCCACACACAAACUAAGGAACUUGUGUGGCGCAUAUAGCUUCUGUGCCCUUGGUACUAAUAUUUGCGUCCAAACAAAUAAAUUUGUGUUCUCUACUUACUCAAUA
Molecule: messenger RNA, 2903 nt
Organism: Schistosoma spindalis
Lineage: Eukaryota; Metazoa; Platyhelminthes; Trematoda; Strigeidida; Schistosomatidae
Source: the annotation of a GenBank genome assembly